Etheostoma spectabile (orangethroat darter) is the source of this 5473-nucleotide messenger RNA. RefSeq names its product RNA binding motif protein 27 (gene rbm27). Gene Ontology annotation, cellular component: nucleus. Gene Ontology annotation, molecular function: RNA binding; metal ion binding. The record is from RefSeq and is a predicted model, not a curated record. The coding region runs from base 183 to 3290 and encodes 1035 amino acids. Lineage: Eukaryota; Metazoa; Chordata; Actinopteri; Perciformes; Percidae. The transcript has 21 exons.
UAUCACGUCCGUCGUCUGGCCUGCGUUACGACAACUCAACUUGCAUUGCCGUAAACAGUUUUGCCCGACCUGCCAGUGAAGAGAGACAGAAGGCCUUAAAGCUUAUUAAAUUGAUAGACGAUGAAAGCAGGGUUAUCGAAACGCACUUUCAUUUUGUAGACAGUAUUGUAGUCGUUCUCACGAUGAUCAUAGAGAAUGUUGAAGCCUUGAAGUCAUGGCUGGCAAAACUCCUGGAGCCAAUAUGUGAUGCUGACCCCUCAGCAUUAGCCAACUAUGUGGUGGCUCUUGUAAAGAAGGACAAACCGGAGAAAGAACUGAAAGCACUUUGUGCUGAUCAGCUUGAUGUCUUCCUACAAAAAGAGACAACAGGAUUUGUGGAUAAACUCUUUGAAUGUCUGACAACUAAAAACUACCUUGGAAUCCCUGCUGCCAAGGAAGUUCCUAAAGAAGAGGUCAAACCGCCUGCAGUCAAGUCUGAUGUUGUGGAGGCUGAAAAUCCAGAGGAGGAGAGAGAAAACAGGCGGAGGAGAAGUCCUCUGAGGAACUUUAAUGAGUCCAGGAGCCGUGAUGACAGGAGGAGAGAUGAGCGCAAGCGGCGUGACUUUGAUCGGCAUGGGAAAAGCGGCAAUGACUCGCACCGCGAGCGGGAGCGUCGCAGGGGCAGCCCCCGCGGGAGGAGCUACAGCCGAAGUCGCAGCCGGAGCAGGAGUGGCAGCCGAGGAAAAAGCAGGGACAGGGAGCACAGAGGAGGCAGAGACUUCAAGUCUAAGUUUGAGUUGGAAAGAAAGGAUACAGACUGCUACAACUCUUCCAACACAUCCGGCUCCCAGCAGCAGCACCCGUCACCUCUCCUGCCCACACCUCCGCACCCCUUUUCUUCCUCGCCGUCCGCUGGAGUCUCAGGACCGGGAGGUGUUCCCGUAGUAACACCGGCUCACCUGCCCGAUAGCACUACAGACAGCUGGUCUGGUUACUAUGGCACCCAGAGGCAAGAUGUUGUCUGCAAGCCUUUUAGCAACAAGACUGUUACGCUCAAACAGCGCUGCAGGGAUUAUGAUGAAAAGGGAUUUUGUGUUCGUGGUGACCUUUGUCCAUUCGACCACGGCAACGACCCUCUCAUCGUUGAUGAUGUCAAUCUACCGAACAUGAUUCCGUUCCCUCCCCCACCUGUUAUGCCCCCCGCUGGCCUGCCCAUGCCCCCAAUCACUGAGCCGCCCCCUCCCCUCAGGAUGCCUGCGAUGCCACCCUAUGGCCAGCCACCACCACCGGGCGUCUUCCCCAUGACUGGACCCCCACUGAUAGUAACCAGUGGGAUUGAUACCCCUAACCACCAAACGGCAAUCACUUCCUCUCCUCCUAUUGGACCGCCUGGUGUGGGGCUGCCGCCUACUCUUCCUCCUCCUCCACCUCCUCCUUCCUCGUCCUCAUCUGUAUCUCUUCGUCCCCAAUAUGUCCAGUCUGAAUAUAACUACGAUCCAGAGGGCUACAACCCAGAAUCGCCAGGCCUGACUGCAGCAGGUCGUAACCCGUACCGUCAGUUCAUUCCCCGGGUGCAUACGCAGCGCUCCAACCUUAUCGGCCUCACCUCCAAUGAAGGACAAGGCUCCAGAGCUGCCAACAUAGUGAUCCAGACAGAGCCUGCGACUGCAGCCAGCACUCCUGGAAGUAACAUGUCCCGUUUUAACACAGAGCAGGACAGCAGGAAGAGAACCGUGGUACCCAGUACAGCUGAGGGACCAGCAGCUAAAAAAUCCUGGCUAGAGAAGCCAAGCUUUAACAACCAACAUAAGAACACUUUUCCCAAGAGGUAUCACUAUGUGAACACCAAGUUGGAGGUGCGCAAGAUCCCACGUGAGCUCAACAACAUCACCAAGCUCAAUGAGCACUUCAGCAAAUUUGGAACCAUCGUCAAUAUCCAGGUGGUGUUUGGCGGAGACCCAGAGGCGGCGUUAAUCCAGUACACAAAGAAUGAAGAGGCCAGGCGGGCCAUAUCCAGCAUAGAGGCGGUCCUCAAUAACCGCUUCAUCCGUGUGUACUGGCACCGUGAGCCUGGCACCAACAACACAGGGCUUCAGCAGCCGGAGCAGAGCUCAGGGAGCCAGUUGGCUGGGUCAGUGCCCAACCAGGGGCUUCAGCACAGCAACAUGCAUAAGGGUAUCAAGCAGCACAGUCCAGCCGCGUACGUGUUGAACAAGACUGUACCCAAGCAUCACCAGCAAGCAUUGCCUGGAGUCACAGUUGCUACCAAGCCGGGCAGCCUGAACACAGACGCUGUCACUGUGGUGCCUGCACUGACAAACACCCAGAAGGGCCCUUAUACUUCCACCGCCCUAAAGUCCUCCUCAAAGAGCUUUGGAAAGACGGGAAAAGCACUAGAAGCACAGGAAGUCCUCAAGAAGAAACAGGAGGCAUUAAAACUCCAGCAGGACAUGAGAAAGCAGAAGCAAGAGAUGUUAAAGACACAGAUUGAGUGUCAGAAGGCCUUGAUAAACCGCCUUGAGAAGAACCGAGGGAUGAAACCUGAGGAACGAGCCAACAUCAUGAAGACCCUGAAGGAGCUGACAGAGAAGAUCGCACAGCUGCAGAAUGAAAUGAACCCUGCCUCCCAGGUAUCCAGCGCCAAACCCAACCACGGCCAGUCCAAGACCAAGACUGAUGCCCAGAAGGAAUUGCUGGAUGCUGAGUUGGACUUUCACAAGAAGAUGACCUCUGGAGAGGAUACAACAGACCUCAAGAGAAAACUGGGACAGUUGCAGGUGGAGGCGACUCGGUUGGGUCUGAUCCGGCCCCCUGCCGGUCGAGGUCGGGGCCGAGGUAAGAUGGCGCUGGAGCACGGUUCAGUGCACGUGGGCCGUGGCAGGGGCCGCAGCCGGGAGGUGAUGGCGCGAAGCGGAACUGUGAACCGCAUGGUUGUCGACCACAGACCCAGAGCCCUGGCUAUUUUGGGGGUCACUCAGGAGGAGAAGGACGAGCUAAUGCCGCACUUUGUGAAAUUUGGUGAGGUAGAGGAUGUCCGUGACCAUGACGCCAACAGCGUCGUCAUGACCUUUAAGACACGAAGCGAAGCAGAAAAUGCAGCUAACCAAGGAGCUAAGUUCAAAGGUCGUGUGCUGCAGAUUUCCUGGUACAAGCCCAAAACACCGUCUGUCACAACAGAGCCAGAGGAGGAAGAGGCGAAAGAUGAGGACAAUGCGAAGGAAGCUAGCUCGUAUUUGCCUGGUGAAGAGGAAGAAGAGGAGGAGGACGAUGAUGAAGAUGACGAAUACGAGAGCCGAUCUUGGAGACGAUGAAGGCAUUGGGAUUCGCCAUGACCCGCUCUUCAGCAGAAUCAGUAGCUGCUUUUUCCCGACAAGCGAAAUCAAUACAACCGAACUCACAUUUUUCUUCUUUUCCAGUAUUUUCAAACUAAGUAAUUUUAGACUCAAAGUAAUCAAAGUAAAAUUGUUGUUACUUUACUGUACAUCAAGAGCAGUUUAGAGGGCCAACAGUUUUUUGUAUCCCUCGACUGAACAAUUAUUUAAAAACUCUCACUUUUGCUGAGAAAGAUAAAUGUUAUGUUGUUCUUAUAGAUAGAAUAACAUUAGUUUCAGUGUGCAUACCAGAUAAUUAAUAUCAGUAAUUGCACAAAGGUUGUGUCUACUGUGAAUAGGUAUUUUUAUACAUACUGUAUUUAAGCCUUUUUCUCACUCGUUUUUUGAAAGAUUUUGUCCUCAGUUCAGGGACAGCCAUUCCCUCACCAAUAGAACGUUCUCUGUUGCUACCAGAGAGAGAUUUAUUUAUUUUUCCAAACCCAAAAUGUUAAAGUAUCCAAUCAUCCAAAUAUUUUUGACAGUGACUCACUGUGCUGGCAUGAUGAUACGCUAGUUUGUGCAUGUUGUAUUCUAACUAAACAGCCACCAUUACCCAGCACCAAAAGGUGCUGAUAUUGUACCACAACCAUAUUAGAGUCCAUGCAGGUACAAAAAGCAUACCAGUGCAAUAGAAAAACUUGUUUACAAAUUGCCGUGUCCAUGCACGUCAGAUACAGUCUUAUAGUAAAUCUUCGACCCCCCCCCCCCCCUUGUUUUGUUGCUCACUAAAUGUCCGGUUCCACUCUGUGUAGAUAUAAACACCCACGUGGGUGUUUUACAUUUUCUAAGAGUGUGUAACAUUUUCCACUUGUUUUAUUCUGUCUCCUGGUCACCCAACAGGCCUGGCAGGACCAGAUCACCCAUUUAAGAAAUGUGAGAUCCAUAGACGGGUGUUUGAAUGUAAUACUGAACAGUUGAUUUUAAUAUAUAUAUAUAAUUUCUUUGCCUUACAUAAUCAGCAAAUGGCUGAAUUUUUACAAGAUUUGGGAUUUACUUUUUGUAAAUUUUGUAAAUGCUUGAAAGAGAAAUUACUGUUUUUUUUUUUUUUUUCUUCUUUGUCAUUUUCAACAGUCAGAUAGAAAAGGUCAAGCAAGAGUGCUCAGCAUCUCUGCUUAUUUGCAAUAAUAUUUCAUUCGCGUUAAACUAGUCUGUCAUUUUACUAAAUUUGUCGUAAAAUUAGCAUAUUUCUUUGUCUUUUUUAACUUUCUGAACUGUGGAAAACACUCAGUUGAAUGGCAGUGGGAGUCAUGCACCUCACUAUAUUAUUUGUGAAUUAGUGCACCUUUGCCUGUCUCACCCACUGAACAAGUGCAACCACAAUGUGCAUCUUUUCAUGACAAAAGGUUUAUUCUUUCAUAUUAAAUUCUUAUCAUAACUCAACUAAAUGAUCAUAUCAAAAACCACAAACAGUCAGAUAUAUGAACCCAAAAAAGGAGAGAGAGAUAGCAACUCAUUAGUUGCUUGUAGCAGUCUCACUACUUUACACAAGCAUGCAGGUAGAGAUCUAUGUGGCAAUACAGACGAGAAUUCAGAUCUAACACCACAUGUAAAGGGGUGCGGAACAGUUUGAAAUAGUACAUUACAUGUGUUCUUCCCAACUACAAUGUCAGUAGCACUCUUGUUUGGAAUGCAUAUCUCACUGUUGACUGAUAACUCAGAAGUCUCCUGCCAGUUGUCCAUUUAAAACAUUUCAGUUCUGUGGCGUUCAAAAUUAGCAUUAGGCAUGUGCGAUGGAAAGCCAAAGCAGCUCUCUUUGGCACUUAGUACUUUAAUAUGAUUUGCUCAUAUAAUAUUUGUAUAUGAGGUCACUGGCAGUUGUAUAGGACAAACCUGUACUGGCAGGGUUCUUGCAAUGUGAGGAUUCAGAGAAGGUCUCUCCCACUUUUUGUACUAUAUUCUGUAUGCUAGUAUCACAAUGGUGUAAAAAAAUGUUUAUUCAAUAAUAGUUUUGGAUUUGUUACUGUUUAUAUUUGCAGGAUGUGGAUGUAUUUUCUUCAUGUAUUUUGUUUGUAAAAAAAAAAAGGAUUUCUAAUUUACUAGCAUGUUUGCUUUUGCCAAUAAAGAUGGAGGAAUGGGGUGCUUGAAAGACAGUAAAAAAAAAAAGAGAAAGAAAGAAAAAAAAA